Daphnia pulicaria is the source of this 1238-nucleotide messenger RNA. It is a transcript of the gene Rchy1, whose product is annotated as RING finger and CHY zinc finger domain-containing protein 1-like. The record is from RefSeq and is a predicted model, not a curated record. Gene Ontology annotation, molecular function: zinc ion binding; ubiquitin protein ligase activity. The transcript is spliced from 8 exons. Gene Ontology annotation, biological process: protein ubiquitination; ubiquitin-dependent protein catabolic process. Gene Ontology annotation, cellular component: nucleus. NCBI's taxonomy places the organism in Eukaryota, Metazoa, Arthropoda, Branchiopoda, Diplostraca, Daphniidae. The coding region runs from base 101 to 889 and encodes 262 amino acids.
ACACGCUGUACACUAACUGGCCGAAACUCGUGUUUUCAUUUACACUGUGUACACACACUCACACUGCCAGAUACUGACUCGUCGGAAUUGAGGAGAUAAAAUGGCUGAGGAGAAUGUCGAAUACGGUUGCGAACAUUAUAAACGAAAAUGCAAAUUAGUGACACCAUGCUGUGACAAAGUUUAUACUUGCCGUUUUUGUCAUGAUGAGAAGGAGGAACACACCCUUAACCGAAAAAAUGUGGAUGAAAUUAUGUGUUCAUUGUGUGAAACAAAACAACCAGUUCAACAAAACUGUUCCAAUUGUGGUAUCCUCUUUGGACAGUAUUUUUGUGAAAAGUGCAAGUUGAUUGACGAUGAAGAUAAAAAGCAGUACCACUGUGAAGGAUGUGGAAUAUGUAGAGUCGGAGGAAGGGACAAGUUUUUCCACUGCCAAACAUGUGAUAUGUGCUUACCAAAAAAACUUGAAAAUCAGCAUAGAUGCGUCGAAAAGAUGAGCCGAACAAAUUGCCCAAUUUGUUUGGAGGAUAUUCAUACAUCAAGAAUUCCUUCGCACAUCCCAUCAUGUGGUCAUCUGAUUCACCGAACAUGUUUCAACUCAUUUAUUCAUCGUGGUCACUAUGCCUGCCCAGUUUGUCAACGUUCAAUGAUGCCGAUGGAAUCGUACUGGCGCAUUUUAGACGAUGAAAUUGCAUCAACUCCAAUGCCAGUGGAAUAUCAAAAUUUUUUUGUCACGAUUUUAUGUAACGACUGCCAUCAGUUUUCUGAAGUUCCAAUGCAUCCCCUUGGAGCGAAGUGCCAAAAUGCACCAUGUGGGUCGUACAAUACGUGCAGAAGCGGUGGUCCUGUUAAUAGACCUGCAGUCAGAGAACAAACUCCUAACUCGGAAUAAAUGGCCAUGAUUAUCAAAGGAAUAGGAUGUUGUUUGUCAUUUACUUGGACGGCGGUUUUAUUCUACGUUGACAUGCAAUAAUUGUAUUGGCCAUCUACUAAAUGGUCGAGUUUGUAUUUUAAAGGCUUUUAAAUUUUCAUCCGUGAAUUUUCCACCUUAUUCGACGGUUGACAUCUGAAGCUUGUUCGUGAAAUUGGUUUGAAAUGGUUUUGUGAAUUUUUUUUCUUCUCGUUCAAGUUACUCGUACCCCGUCAGCCAUCAUGCUGAUGUUUGAUACCUGUUUUGUUGCCCUUACCUCGUUGCAGUGGCUGAAAUUGCCGUCAUAUUGUAAUGCACCGUAGUGAGUAAA